Molecule: messenger RNA, 357 nt
Organism: Cryptomeria japonica (Japanese cedar)
Lineage: Eukaryota; Viridiplantae; Streptophyta; Pinopsida; Cupressales; Cupressaceae
Product: nuclear transcription factor Y subunit B-3-like
Exons: 1
Coding region: 1-357 (118 amino acids)
Biological process (GO): regulation of transcription by RNA polymerase II
Cellular component (GO): CCAAT-binding factor complex
Molecular function (GO): RNA polymerase II cis-regulatory region sequence-specific DNA binding; protein heterodimerization activity; DNA-binding transcription activator activity, RNA polymerase II-specific
Source: RefSeq, a predicted model, not a curated record
AUGCGCAAGAUCCUCCCUCCAAAGGCCAAGCUCUCAAAGGAGGCAAAAGAGACCAUGCAAGAAUGUGUUUCAGAGUUCAUCAGUUUUGUCACUGCAGAGGCUUCUCACCAGUGUCAAAAGGACUAUAGGAAGACACUCACUGGUGAAGAUCUCAUAUGGGCGAUGGCUUCUCUUGGAUUGGAAGGUUAUGCAGAGGCUCUAGAAAAUUAUCUCCAGAGGUACAGAAGAGGUAAAGCUGAGAUGAAGUUAUUCACAAAACCUGGAUUCUUAGAUCACUCCUCUCCUGAAAACAACGAGAGGGAUGCAAGAGAAGACCCACAUCAGAAUCAUUUUCAUGAAAAGUGGGCAGCCAGUUAA